This is a messenger RNA of Strongylocentrotus purpuratus (purple sea urchin), 10500 nucleotides long. RefSeq lists its product as uncharacterized. The record is from RefSeq and is a predicted model, not a curated record. Gene Ontology annotation, cellular component: membrane. The transcript has 46 exons. Gene Ontology annotation, biological process: potassium ion transport; transmembrane transport. Gene Ontology annotation, molecular function: protein-containing complex binding; voltage-gated potassium channel activity. NCBI's taxonomy places the organism in Eukaryota, Metazoa, Echinodermata, Echinoidea, Camarodonta, Strongylocentrotidae. The coding region runs from base 68 to 6310 and encodes 2080 amino acids.
CCGCGAAUCAAAAUUGGGAUCCAACACGGCCCUACUGAGAACACUCAAGUACACGAUUGUAGCAGCAAUGGUGAUCCAUUUAACGGCCUGUGGAUGGUAUUACUUAGCUUGUACAGGAUGGCAUGGUAAUGAGACACCUGUCUGUCAGAACGACUCCUGGGCGUUAUCCUUCAACUUUGGCCAAGACUUGGACGAAGCAUCAACUGGAGAUUCAUACGUCAUUUCACUGUACUGGUCUGUCGCGACUGCUACAUCUACUGGAUAUGGUGAUAUAAGCGCUGUGAAUGAGAAGGAGAAAUGGUUUUCAAUCUUCGCCAUGUUGCUCGGUAUCGUCGUCUUCUUCGGCAUGAUCCUUGGCGGUAUGGCAUCCAUGUUGACCAACUUUGACGCACAGAGGGCGCGCUACACACAUCGCUUCAACGUUAUUAAGGAUUCACUUAAGGACCAAAGCGUUCCCGAGGACCUUCAGAAACAAGUGAUAGGUUACUACGAGUACCUGUGGGUCAGGAAGAAAGGUGUGACCGACGACAGUCUUAUCAAUGCUCUGCCUCUCACCUUCCAUGCUGAAGUCUCUCUCAGUGGAAACAAGUACAUUCUAGACAAGGCGCCCAUGUUCCAAGGGCUGAGUGACGGGUUUCUGCGCAUGCUCUCUCUGGAGAUCAAACCAUCGCUGUAUCUGCCACGGCAAAAAAUAGCUGGAAGGAACGAGAUUUGCCACGACAUGUACUUCAUACAGAGAGGAGAGAUUGAGGUCCUAUCAGCUGAUGAUGACGACACACCCAUUGCAAGGCUCAACCAUGGGAAACUAUUUGGAGAAGUUAGUCUUAUCUUCAGCAUGCCCCGAACAAACACCAUCAGAGCCGCUGCUCACUGCGACCUGCUAGUCUUGGACAAGGGUGACUUACAAAAUGUCCUCCUUCACUACCCUGAAGUCGCCAAGAAGUUGCAGGAUAUCGCGGAUCAACGUUGCGAUGCAGCGGGUCUUCUAGAGGAGCGCGUCCGAGCCGGUGAAGGCAUCAUUCCUGCCUCAAAAAGCCUCUCAAGACAUGGAAACCCACAAAACAAACAUGACUCGGCCUAUCCACUCAACUCGUACGAAGCAUUUGACAUGGAAGACGUAGAAUCGGAAUGGGUAACUGUACACAGGGGAUCCGUCGUGAUGCACAGCCCGGCAAGGAUGACACCAUCGCGAACUGGACGUCAUCUACGUAUCUUAUGGGAUGACAUUCAAUCCCUCAUCACAGACACAGUCGUCCUACCCAACUCACGAUUCGCUAGGCUCUGGGAGCUCCUCGUCCUACUCGUCACCCUCGUCAUCGCCUUCCUAUACCCGUACUGCGCUAGCUUCAUCGCCAACCAGAAUCGUAACGACGAAGGAACCGAGAACCUGAUUCUCCUCACACACAUGUAUCUCAUGGACUUCGUGCUCGUCAUCGACAUCGUAGUACGACUUCGAACGGCCGUCACCACGCCCAACGGUACAUUCAAGGACUUUCAUUACAUCCGGGACCACUACGUUCGGAGCUGGGGUUUCGUGGCCGAUGUGGUUGCGAUCCUACCCCUGGAUCUGUUCUGUCUCCUGCUACCUGUAGGCAUCCAACGGACCCAUGCUCUCUAUCUACUGGCUCUCAACAGGCUUAUCAAGUGCUGGCGGGUUCCAAACUACCUGCAAAACUUGGAGCAGAACCUUGACGUCAACAUCGGGACCAUCCGAUUCUUCAAGUUUGUCAUCUACAUUGCUCUUCUCUCCCACUGGAGCGCCUGUCUAUGGUACCUCUUCGCAUGCCCAUCGGGCAACUGUCAAGUGGACAUGUUCAAAAGCGAUGCACAUUUCGUGUUCAACAGUAAGGGGUCGACGAGCGACGACGGUGCGCAAGCCGCUCCUGCCGUGGACAUGCCGGUGGACGAGGUGUUCACGCUCCCGUCACACGAGUACAUUCAAUCGUUAUACUGGGCUGCGGCAACGAUGACAUCUACGGGCUACGGAGACAUCAGCGCGCAUUCGACCAUCGGCCGCGCCAUCGCCCUGGCUGCGAUGCUCGUGGGACUCCUCCUCUACGGCUACUGCCUGUCCUCCAUCGCUGCUACGCUGGCAAACUCUGAUGCCCCAAGAGUGGGUUUCCAGGAGAAGCUGUUUGCCGCUCAGGAUUUCAUGAAGAAACACAACCUGACUCCAGAUCUUCAACAGAGGGUGGUCAACUAUCUCAGUCUGGUCUUCAGAAGACACAGAGGAGAAGCUAUCCCUGGUGGAGAGCGUGUCAUGCAUGACAUGCCCAUUCAGCUCCAGCAGGACAUCGCCUACCAGGAUGUACAUGAGACACUCAGCAAGGUGCCACUGUUCAAGGAGUGUGACUCUAACUUCUUGCGCAUGCUUGCACUGAAGCUCCAUGUGUUCAUCUUCAUGCCUGGUGAUGUUAUCGUAUAUCAGGGGGAUAUGGGUCGCGAGAUGUACUUCAUCAGAAGAGGUACCUGUGAGGUUUUGUCCAAAGACGGCAAUCAUGUGAUGAGCAACAUUGGACCUGGCCAGUACUUUGGCGAGGUUGGCCUAAUCUUUGGGGAUUACCGCACGGCCACCGUGCGUGCAGCAUCAUACUGUGAAUUGUUGAUGCUGAAGCGAGUGGAUCUCGACCGGGUGCUCAAGUUCUUCCCUCUGAUUGAGAAGCAAUUCUCAGAUGCAGCAAGGAACCAAGGCCAUCUGAGAGAGCUGAGAGAUGCAUCCAAAGUAGACAAGAAACCAGUUGAAUUCACUCCUGGUACUGUGUUGGAGCCAGAGGAUGAUGAGGAUUCCGAGGACAUGUCUCUCUACCCUGCAGCCACCUCUCUCAGACCCGUAGAUAUCUCCAUCAAGAUCUUUGACAAGAAAAGUGAGGAUUUCCAGGAGCCAUUCCAGGAAAUAAGUCUGCUGAGUCGUCUCUUUGCCAAACUUCUCAUGAGUCGUGCUUUCAUCCCGAAUGGAACAUGCUUCAAGCGUUGGGAAGCGAUCCGUGUUGCUGUGGCAAUCCUGGCUGCCUUCACGGUAACCCUUCAAGCGGCUUUCCUUCACAUGAACAUCGGACUUUGGGUCGUCACCUACGGCCUAGAUUUCAUCUGCUUCGUUGACAUGUACCUGAAGUUCCACACUGCAUUCUACAAUGAGAGCAACGUGCUAGUCACUCAUCCAUUGUCAACUGCUAAGCACUAUCUGAGAACCAAUUUCCUGAUUGACGUCCUUGCUUGCUUCCCAACCGAGCUGAUAGCUUACGCAUUGAUUGGAAAUUUCUCUCAGGAAGCUAUUCAUGUCUAUGCCUUGGUGAGAAUCAACAGGCUUCUGCAGCUAUACAGAGUGCCACUUGCUUUCAACUACUUGGAGUCCGAUGUCCAGAAUUUGACAGGAAACAUCAGAAUGAUGAAGUUCUUCUUCUACAUGGUCCUAUUCAUUCACAUGCUGGCGUGUAUGUGGUACAUGAAUGCUUGUCCACCGGUCUUCAAGUAUCCGAUUACCGGCGAGACUUUCAACGGCUUCAUCACCACCAACUUCCACCGCUGCAAGAACAACUCCUGGACGUCCAAAACGGACACAAGUUUCUAUGACCAACCAAUUGCUGCCCAAUAUGUGACUAGUAUGUACUGGGCCUCAGCCACCGGAGCCUCGGUAGGAUACGGAGAUAUCCAUGCCAACAGUGUCUCCGAGAUGAUCUUGGCUCUCUUCUCCAUGAUCGUUGGUAUUGUCUUUUUCGGGUACAUCAUAGCUAGCGUAGCAGCCAGUUUGGCCAACGCAGACGCCCAGAGAGCACGAUACCAGGAGAAGCUUACUGCUAUUGCAAGAUACCUCAAGGAUCAGCGUGUAGAGAAAUCCUUGGCCCAGCACGUUGACGUCUACUACAACUACAUGUGGUUAAGGACCAAGGGUGUAGAACCAGACUCUCUCUUUGAUGGACUUCCUCUAGCUCUCAAAGCCGAUGUCUCCCUCAACCUCUAUCAAGGGAUCAUCAACAAGGUACCGUUGUUCACGAACACAGAGAUAGGCUUUCAAAAGAUGUUGGCCAUGUGUAUCAAGCCAGUCUACUACCUCAACAGGGAAUACAUAGUACGCAAGCAUGACUUUGGAAAAGAAAUGUUCUUUAUACAUCGUGGUCUCGUUGAGGUGGUCUCUGAAGACGGGUCAAUCGUCUUUGAUACGAUGCAAGCUGGUAGAUUCUUUGGUGAAAUAAGUCUGGUCUUCAGUUGUCCAAGAACAGCCUCCAUUAGGGCCCAGAACAAUGUGGACAUGUUUGUGCUGAACAAGGAAGAUUUAGACGAAGUACUGACCCACUACCCAUCCAUCAAGGACCAGAUCAAUAAGGUUGCAGAAGAUAGGAUCACUGCUGUACGCAAGAGAAGUGAGGCCAAGGUUGACCAGGCAAGCAAUACCCCAAACAACAGCAAUAACAACAGCAUCAAGGGUAGUAGCUUCAACAGCAUCGAGAAGUCUGAGAACUCCACAGCAAGCGCAAGCAGCAGCGGUCACCCAUCAUGCUCCUCCACAGCCGACAACGCCAGCAGCCAGACCAAACCGGAAGAUGGACAUUCCACCGGUACCGCUGCAGCCGCCAGCGAUAACAGGAGCGAGCCUGAAAGCCCCAGCGUCAGCAGCACAGCAGCCACGACGCCAACGUCUACUGAACCACCACCUCCCAGUGCUGCCCCCAUGAAGCCGGCCCGGCAGAUCCCUCAGCCUAAUGCCAACAACAAUGCCAGCACUGGAGAAGGCAGUGGUAACAACAACAACCAAGGAGGAAAUAAUGCCUCAAACACGCAGUCUGACCCGUCAGCCCCUGAUAGUUCCUCCUCCACGACCCACGUACCCACUCGCUACCCGAUGCCCUUCUGCUGCAUCAGACGGGACAAGAACUACCUAGAGGCACUUCUCCAUGCCAACCGCUUCGUUCUGAACCCUGACAGCCCAGUGGUGCGGAACUUGGCCAGACUGACGUGCGUUCUGGCUGUAGCUACUUCGUGGACCAUCAUGUAUCAGGCAUUCUACCAGGUUCAAAGCAUGCCUUUCCUCAUCUUCAGCUACGUCUGUGAAUGUGUCUUCAUCUUUGAGAUCUACAUCAAGUUUCAUGUCAGCAAUGCGGACGAGUAUGGUGCGCUCGAGAAAGACUUCGGCAAGAUAUACAAGAGCUACUUACGCAAGUGGAGCGGUUUUGCCCAGGACUUGAUACCCACGCUUCCCAUAGAGCUCUUUGCGUUCCUUGCCCAGGGGGACAAACAAUUUGCAGUGCUGUCGUUCUUGCGGUUCCGUCAAGUUAUACGUCUGAUGCGUGUCUCUCAGUUCUUUGACAGAUGGGAACAGGAACUCAAUAUCAACAUCUUGAAAGUGAGAUUGACCAAGUUCCUGGUGUUACUACUGAUCAUCAUUCAUCUGUUUGCUAGCAUCUGGUACACCAUAGCAUGUCCUCUGAGUAAUUGCAAAAACGGCUCAUGGGCUACUAUGAUGGGUUACACAGAAAAUGAACCGUACAUCUUCUACCGUUACUGUGAUACUAUCUACUGGGCUGUGGCUACGUUGACAUCAACAGGAUACGGUGAUAUCCAUGCAUACAGUGUUCCUGAGCUAGUAUUUGCAAGUAUGGUGAUGGUGUUUGGAAAGCUACUCUUUGGUUGGGUGCUCGGAAACAUCGCCUCCACCCUCGCAAACGAAGAGUCGGGACGAGUCAGCUAUGAGGAGAGACUUGCAGCGGUCAAGGACCAAAUGAAGGACAUGAGAUUAAACAGUAAGCUGAGGAAUCGAGUCAUCAGCUACUUUGACUACUUAUGGGCACGCAACAAGGGUAUAGAUCAGAGUAUCCUAUUCAGAGAUGCCCCAUUCUGUCUCCAGACUGAUCUAAGUCUCGAUGUCGCAGGCGAUCAUCUACAGAAGGUGGCUCUAUUCCGAGAGGCUGAUGAAGCAUUCCUUCGUGCUCUUUCCCUGAUGCUCAAACCUGUUCUCUUCAUGCCUAAUGAUCUGAUUGUCAGACAGGGAGACGUAGGAGAUGAAAUGUACUUCAUCUGUAGAGGAGUGGUUGAAGAGCUGGAAGUGAACAGCCAUUCUCGUGUUGCCAGGGUUCUAGAGACCGGCGAAUUCCUAGACGACAUCAACCUCCUCUACGACGUCCCACGGCGAACCUCGUACCGGGCUCGAACCCACGUGGACGUCCUUUCACUGUCGGUGCAUGAUCUGAAGUCGGUGCUGGAGCAGUAUCCGCAGGUGGAAGCGCAGAUCCGUCGGAUCGGGAAAGAGCUCUACGGCGACUAUGCCAGUAGUGUGAACGCCCAAGAGAACUUCCCUGCCAAGCAAACUGAAGUCUAAACAAAAACAAGCUACCAGCUCUGCCAGGCUGGAGACGGCAGAGCGUCUGUUUCACCCAAAGUAUUAAACGAUGGUGACAAGUUAUGAGCUGUUGAAUGGUGGGUGACAUGCGAGAGAUGUGAGGGAAAGAGAUAAUAAAGAAAGAAAUACUUGCAUAUUUAUAGCCAAUUGUGGCCUAAAUACAAUGUUUCUUGUAGACAUAUAUUAUGCAAUUGUGUGCAUUGUAUGAUGGUGUGUAUUCCCAAUAGUUCUGUAGUUCACAGUGAAUAGAUAGAUAAGAGUACUAAGGAUUAUUCUAUAUCCCUGACUGGAGUGAAAAUGUAUAAAAUAUAUAUUACAAUUAAGUGCUCGUUUACCCUAAAGGCAGACAUUUUUUCAUGGCAUAGCGAAUUUCAUGAAUCAUAAAACAAGAGCAAACAUUUGCAUAUAUCUAUGCAAUGUCAACAGGACGGACUGAAAACAAGAGGAAGAUGUAUUCAAUCAAGCAGGCCAACUCCUUGCGUAUGUUCUAGUGAUGCUUCAGUGAUGCUUAGUGUGAAAAUUGAGAGAGAGCUAUCAGUUUGACAGUAACAUUCUAUGAAAUGUAUAUUCCUGUAGCUUACAAAAAUGCAGUGGUAGAGUUUCAGACUCAAGAGAUGUUGAUGUUGAUGUAUCUGUUUGCAUUAUAUACUAUACCUGUGCCAAACAAAUUGAGGUUAUUUACGACGGUGUUUUUUAUGUUGCCCAGAUGAUACAUUCAGAGAGAUAGUGGCAGCACAUAAAUGUUUGCUCCUUAACCCUUAUCCUGCCAUAAUAAAUACAGUCCAGUGCCACAGGGCUAAUCCCCAUUGUGCCAAGCCACAAAUCCCCCCUGUGCCAAGUUUAUUUUGAGAUAAUCUGAUGCAUGCGAUGGUACGAUCAAUAAUAUCGUGCGAAGCACUCAGCUCAGUACACUGAUCCAGGACAAUAACUGCUAUUAUGAAUGCGAGCAUGCAUGCAUAAAGCAGCUAAGCUGUGGCUCGCUGUGUGAAUUAAGCAGCCAAUCGAUAGCGCACUCACGUGUACAAAACACUAUAACGGUAGCGUGCAUGUGGCCUUAUGGCAGGAUAUGAGUUAAAACUUGUAUAUGAUGUAAUGAAAUGUUCAUAUAUAUAGCGAAAUGAGGCAAGUUGUAAAAGCUGCCAUGAAAUAAUUGUAAAUGAGUUAUUUAUGUGAUGUAACAGGGUCCUUUCUAGUAUAUUAAAUAUGUAGAAACAACUAUAUCAAUUUUACUACAUCUAUUUUACCCCAAAAUUUCUUUGCAACAAUAUAUCUAAUGGUAAAAUCAUAUAGUUAAGCCAAAUUUGUUUCUUUCUCUUUCUCCUUUUAUAACAUUUGGUUGUAUGUGGCAAAGAUUGAAUUUAAAAAUCUCAUGACCUUAUUCAAUGGUGAACUUAUUUGAAGAAAUUAAAUAUUGUCUUUUCGGUUUACACUAUGGAUUUGGCAACAGUUUACGGCAACUUGAUGCGCUUACAAUGUUCAGCAUCAUCUUUUGCAAAGUGGAUAAAGGCAAAAAUUGUGCAAGUUUGGUAUUCAUUAUCUUAAAGUGUCUGAAGUAUACAGUAUAAUGUAUUUUGGCUGAAAUUGUAAAGGUUAUUUAUUAACAUACGUUUAAUAGAUUGGUAACCUAUUUAUCCUGAAUAUUUCAGCAUAUGAUCAGAUAAUAAAUGAUUUUGUUUAUCAUUGGAAAUAUGAAAGUUUACUGCUGAAAUGUUAUACUUUCUAAAUUUCUUUUUAUGAGAGAAAGAUAUAAUAAUUGAACCAAGCGUAUGAAUUUAGCUUCUAAUAUCUCCCUUUUAUCUGAUAUAUUUGAAUGCUAAAGCUGGGAGACGGUUGCGUGUGUAUAUAUAUAUAAAUGAAUAUUUCAAACCUGUAUAUAACUUUUUUCAUACUGUUUUUCAGAGUUUUUGCUUUUUAAUUUUGAUUCUAUUCAGCUGUUUCUUGUUCUGAUGUUUCAAGUUUUAUUUAAUCUUUGAGUCAUGGAUUAUUGUGGAAGAUCAGUAUAUUGUACUCUACAUUUCUAUCCAUUGCUCUUUGUAUUUAAUUUCUUCCUAAAUGAACCUCAUACAUGUAAUUAUUAGCUUCUUUAUGGAUCAAAUUAUUUGCAGUCAUCUUCAUGUAAAGUUCUGCUAUGCUAUGAAGGAAUUUCGUAUCUCAAUCUGUAAUGUGUUUUGCUGCACCAUCCAUAAGGUAUUUAUCUUUUCCAAUAAACAGUCUGUGACUUUGGCCCUUUAAAAUGGUGCAUCAUCCCAAUGUCCCAAUAAUUAGCCCAAUUCAAAUGAAUUGUCACAGCAAACAUCAAAGAACAGUGCAGAUAAUGGCGGCUACACACAAAGAGUUGACCCAAUGUUCCUCAUGUGUCAUUAGUUUGUGAGAAACAUAGGUUUUUAUGAGAAUCCUCAGCUCAUGUUCUUGUUAAAAUCUGUUUUCCAUUGGAUAUUUUUCAAAUUAAAUGUUCAGAAGAAAUUCAAAAGUAAUUCGUCUUUUAGAAAUAGAGAUAAAAGAAUAUCCGUAUAUACUUGUAUUGGGAGAAAAAAAAAGAGUAAAAGUACAUUUUGUAAAAUAGUUGAAAAAAGACUUUAAGUGCAAGGAGGGAGCAUUAUAAAGAAUGCCCCUCAAGUAUUUUGUUUUGAAAUCAAUUUAUUCUUUCUGCCUGCAAAUGUCUAUACUUAUAUCUUCCUUAAUCUAUAUUUCAAAACCGAAAUUGCUUCUUGUGAAAGUCUUGUUUUCUCUAUUCAAAUGUUAAUACGAGCAAUAAGAGUAUGUUUUCUUUCUGUAUGUUCAAAUUUGAUUUCUUUGUUAUAUUUUCUUCUGCAUAAUUAUGGAUCCAGUAUUGCUACUUUGGAUGUAUAUAGAGAGUUUAUUUCUCCUAUCCUGUCAGAUAUUUUACCCAGAGCAUAUCAUAGAUAUAGAUUUUGUUGCCUACCCCCGAAGUAGGACACUGAUAGUUAUCACUGUAGAUAUUUGUCUUUUUGAUAGGAACUGUUUGAAGCUGUAACUAAUUUCAUUAUAAUGCAAUUGUACAUGCAAACAACAAUGCUUUAAUAUUUAAUUUGCUAAAGAGUACAACCGUUUUAAAAAUAUCAUUCAAUAGGUGUUAACAGGCAUAUACAGAUGUAUUCAUGGAAUGGAGCUUGAUUUAUUUGAAGUACAAUUUGAAUGAAUGUAACAUUACAGGAACUGUAGGAUCAUAACACAUUUUCAUGAUUCUUUUGUGAUAUAAUUUGACAGAAAUUUGACAGGAUGGCAUUGUAUAUGGAUCGUUUAUGCUUUUAAAAGUGUGUGUUUUCAUAUACUCCUUAUAUACAAUCAUGGCACUGUGUCUCUUUCUUGUAGUAGCAGUGUACUAUUGAUAUUAUUAACAUUACAUAAUAUCUGCCCUAUGUUGAGAAAAGGAUGCAAUCAUCUUACACAUGUACAUUUGUCAAAAGAUAUUGGGAAGAUGCUCUAAAACUUUGAAAUUGUGGACAAUCAGAGUGUAUUUAACAUGAUUUCAUGUUUUAAACGGAAGAAAGCCCUAGUGUUGGAAAGACUCCUAUGUUUUGACAGGGGAAAUAUGAGAGCUAAAUGUCUUUUUUUUCCCCGUUUGCUUCCUUUUGUCAAAGUUGGGCAGAUUUGUCUUGGAUACAAGUUGUAGAUUUUAUCAGCAAAGAUGUUAAAACAGGGUGUCCUUACCUCCUAUAUGUAUGUUCAGUGUAUCUAGUAUCAAACCCAUUAUAUUUUCUUUCUUGGAUUAAUUUCUUUCUUGCUUUGUAACCCCUCUUUAUCUUCCCUCUCUUUAAUGCUGUUGUCUAUAUCGAUUGUUCAUAGAGUUUUUACCUUGUAUAUAUUAUAUAGUGUAUAAAGAAGACCAAUUUGCUAUCAUAUAUCAAAUGUGAUAAGUUACCGACUUAAAAAAACAAGUAGUUUGAAAUAAAGUGUUUUCAUCAUAUCCAAUUUAUGUUGCCAAUCUAAUAUAUGCAAGUGUCUCUCAUGGUUUCUCAUAUUAAAUGAUAAUCCAAUUGAACUUAAUGAAAAAUGCACUGGAAACGUGUGCAGUGUAUACUGAAUUGAAUUUAUAGAAACCUGCUCAAACCUGCUUAAACUGAUUACAUUGAAGCACUUUGAAGUCACUAGAUUAAUUUGCGUUUACCAGGCCUGAUAAAAACCCGAUUUAAAUCGGUUUCCCGAUU